CCGCUCCGCCGCGGCAGGCGCAGCGCCGGGAGGCCGCUGGCUCCCCGGGCGGCUCCGGGAUGGCGGGGGCGGCUCCGUGAGCGCUCCUUAAAAAUGACCUCCGGGAAUUCCUCGCUGUCGUUCUUCCGUGUGGGUUUCACCGACUGUCGCUGCCGCUGGUUCAGGUUCUUCCCAGCAGCAGAACUGAAAGCCUUACAAGACAGAGAUGGCUUUUUCUCCAGGAUUUGAAUAUGGAAGCCACAGGGACAGAUGAAGUAGAAAAGAUAAAAUCAAAGUUUAUGUCUGCAUGGCACAACAUGAAAUACAGUUGGGUGUUGAAAACAAAAACUUACUUCAGUAGAAACUCUCCAGUCUUUCUGCUGGGAAAAUGUUACCACUUCAAAACUGAGGAAUCUGGUGAGCUCUCUACAGAUGGGUCCAAUUUUGAUAAAAUCAACACAGAGAUUUCGGGAAAUGUUGAGGAGUUUCGUAAAGAUUUUAUUUCCCGGAUCUGGCUGACGUACAGAGAGGAAUUCCCUCAGAUAAAAGGGUCUGCAUUAACCACAGACUGUGGCUGGGGCUGCACACUGAGAACUGGGCAGAUGCUGCUGGCUCAGGGCCUUAUGCUUCAUUUUCUUGGGAGAGCUUGGGUGUGGCCGGAGGCGCUGGACAUGGACUCGGACUCGGAGUCGUGGACAUCGCACACGGUGCGGAAGCUCACGGCGUCCUUCGAGGCGUCGCUCACGGCCGAGAGGGACCCCAAGAUCCUGCCCCAGCCACAGGCACAGCCCCAGCGGGGCACCAGGAGGAACUGGGAUGUCAACGAGAGGAGAAACGAAGCUUAUCACAGAAAAAUAAUCUCUUGGUUUGGCGACUCCCCGCUGGCAGCUUUUGGCCUGCACCAGUUGAUAGAAUAUGGGAAGAAGUCCGGGAAAAUGGCGGGGGAUUGGUACGGCCCGGCCGUCGUUGCUCACAUUUUAAGAAAAGCUGUUGAAGAAGCAAAAGACCCUGAGCUGCAGGGAGUAACAGUCUAUGUUGCUCAGGACUGUACAGUGUACAGCUCCGAUGUCAUUGACAGACAGUGUUCUCUCAUGGACUCUGCAAAAGCAGGCACAAAAGCUGUAAUUAUAUUGGUUCCUGUGAGACUCGGUGGAGAGAGAACAAACACGGACUACUUGGAGUUUGUAAAGGGAAUUUUAAGCUUGGAGUACUGUGUUGGAAUUAUUGGUGGCAGACCCAAGCAGUCGUAUUACUUUGCUGGAUUCCAAGAUGACAGUUUGAUUUACAUGGAUCCUCAUUACUGCCAAUCUUUUGUAGAUGUCAGCAUAAAGGAUUUCCCUCUUGAGUCAUUCCACUGUCCUUCUCCCAAAAAGAUGUCAUUCAAAAAAAUGGAUCCGAGCUGCACAAUAGGAUUUUACUGUCGGACUGUGCAGGACUUUGAGAAGGCUUCUGAAGAAAUCACCAAGAGUUUAGGUCUUCACCAUGAAGAACUUAAUAAAUAUUCCAUAAUAUUGCAUCAGAAACAAGCGCUGCUGCCUCAAACUGCCAAGCAUUUUCCACCUCAACCCUGAGGACACUACAGCAAGGCCAACUUCCAUGAUGGAUCUGUGGUUGCCAGGUAGGUGUUCAGGGGCUUGGUGCUGUGCCAGGGAUUGGGAUGGGUCCUUUCAUGCUCUGCAGAAAUGGGGACAGAGGGUGAGUGUCACAACAGCUCAGCACUGGGGGUCACCACUAACCUACUACAGGAGCACGUGACAUUGAACUGCAGCAGAUGACAGGGAGAAUUUUUUAGACCUUUAAGUUUGCUUUUUGUCCAAAUUUCUUCUAAUUUCAGCAGAAAAAAACACAUGUCAUUAGAUGCAUGGACCACAAGAAAAGAUAAAAAAUUAUCUCACACAGACCAUCUCCACAGGCCUCUCUCCACAUCAGGUCAUGGAGAAGUUACAGCUUGUGGGAUGAAGCUGCAGAGACCCAUCACCAUCCUCUGGAUCUCCUCCUGGUGUACAGGUGCUUGUAGGUACCUAUGCACAGGCUCUUUGGUGGGGGUCUGGGGAGUGUAUCCCUGUAAGAAGAGCCCAUCUCGGUGCAGGCAAGCUGGGCACAGAGAGCCCAUCCCUGUGCACUGAGAGCCUGGACAUGAAACCUUUCCCUGAGCCAGAGGGGGUCCUGCAUCGUGGUGCCAUCAGGAACAGGAAUCUGGGACAUGCACUGAUGAACUCGUGUUGAUCCAGUUCCGGAAGAGUAAAAGCAAUGCUGUGAAAUGCAAAAAAAGCCUUGGCAAGCUGAGACAAAGCUUUCUGUUUGAGAGGAAAGGCCAAUGAGAUAAUUUCAAUGACUCAAGAUUUGGUUAGAAUGUUCUGUAUUUAUGGAGUAUAUUCUGUCCUGUCCAGAUUUCCCUGUGUUUCAAAUACCACACAGUUACUGCAUUUGGAUUCCCUGUUCUCUCUCUGUGAAUUGGAAAUUCUCGGCUAAAAGCCAGUUAGUCUCAGUCUGAACAGUAUUCCAGUCUUCUGCCCUGCACUCCCCAGCAACUUCAGGAAAUCUGCUGACCAGUUUCUCUGAAAACCUGAAAACAAACCACGCUGCAGUAGUGACAAAUCCACAAACCCAGACCCUCCACUUUAAAAAAUGAUUGGUGUGUCUGAGUGCUCUCUUUUUUUUUUUUUUCUUCUUGUCAAAUUGGAUGAUUUUACCCAGCAGUGAAAACAGAGAAAUCCACAAUGGAGUCAAACAAAAGGAAUUUUACCUACAGGGGUGCUGGAUGUCUGCCCUCUGCCUGGUGCUGGAAUAUGGGAUUGUGGCAGUGUGGGAAGAUGCUGAACUGUCCUUCAGGGGGAUCAGAGGGUGUGAGCACCACUGAUUUCCCUGUUCCCUGGUUUCUCCCUACACAAGUUCCUGCUGCAGCACCAGUGUCCUCUAAAUGAUAAACAAGUUCUGUAGCAAAAAACUGCAGGUCAGGGCGGGAGCCUGCUCGGUCAGGGGAUUAUAGCGGAAGCAGCAGUGGGAUUUCAAGGCUUUUCCUACCCCCAGGGCACUGGAAAUAUCAGCACCAGGCCCACUCCCCCUCCCCACUCAGAUGAGCCUCAGCAGUUCAUCAUGUCAAGUCUUGCUGCUGAGUGCUGUGUCUGGGGCCUCUGGCUGUCAGAGGCAGGAUUUCAUCCCAGGCUCCCUAAGGCCAUAUAGAAAGCCUAAGAUGUUCAUUUAUGUUGCUUAUUGUCUGGCCAAACCUGUGUGUGCUUAAAAAAUAUCUGGAAGUUUAAAGGCUGAUCCCUGACUGUCGAGGUUUAGAAAUUUAGUUGUUAUUUUAAAAAGUAAAAUACAUUUAUAGUUAUGAACGGCAAUGCUUUUGUCAACUCUUAGUGCUCCUACAAAAAGUGUUUAUAUGUGAAAUGUUUCCUUCCAUGAUGUGACUUCCUGAGCUCAGUCUCUCUCAUUAUAUUUUUGGAAAAAAGAUAAUAUCACUAUACGAGUCUAAUUUAGAGAUAUCUGUAAACAUGUUAUGUGGAGAGCACAAAUAUUUAUGGAUGUGGGAAUUUGUACCUUGGCUUAUCAGAAUUUCUGUGUUGGUGCACAUAUAUUUCCAUGUUUGUGCCCAUAUAUGCUGUAGAACAGUAUUCCUGUAAUAAUCAGUGUGGGCAUAAGUGUUUAUAACAAGUAGAUUUAUUUGCUUUAUGUAUUAAAUGUACCUGCAUAGCCAGAACUUCAUCUGCUGCUCAGAAUUUAUUCCAGCUUUCCACACGAGCUCCUUCAAACAAUGCUAAUUGUUUCAGAACCAAGAUCAUUGAUGAUAACUCUUUUAGGAAUUGUCAUAUUGUCUAUAAAUAUUUAGCUGGAUUGUAUUUGCCAAUGUACCCCUGUAUUACAGAUGAAAAGGCAGCAUCUGCCGAAAUUAAAAGUGGCCGCGUUUUCGCUGUGGCUUAAUUAAAUGCCAAAAUUUAUCUACAUUAACAACAAAGUGGCGAAAUUUAUUGAUCAAUUCACAUGAUAUAAGUUGACAAAUGGCCCGAGCAAUUUCCAUAAUUUUCUACACGUGUUAAAAUUUGUAAUGGAACAGGAAUACUUUCUCAGCAGGAGCUGUGGGUGGGAGGGGGCCGGGCUGUGCCCCCGGGGCGCUGAGCUGAGCUCGCUGUCCAGCCCAGGCUCUGGAGCCCUGUACAGAUGGGCCUUUGACAGUCCUACAGCUGUUCUCCUAAUUGUCCAUUAAGUGUUCUAUUGAUUCUCUGAUUCAAAGUACAUGUCUUUCAGCCCAGGCUAUCGUGUGAAGUGGCAGACACAUUCCUCCUGGAAUGACAGAGCUGCUUGAAACCUAAAAAUGUGGGCUGCCAGUUCCAAUUGAGGAGCCCGCUUUCAAAGGGAAGGCUUGGUUAAAGGAGCUUUGUGAGAGCGCCUUAGAUUUGAGUUUCUAAACUUUUAGCAUCAAUCAAUUAAAGCAGCAGCAGCAGGAAAAGUUGUAAUUCCUCGUUAAGGGUUUGCACGUGGCUGGUAAAGCUCUGCCUGAGGAUCCCUGGUUGUGAUAAUAAGGAUUAGAUCUUGUUUAGCUGGAUGUAGAUUUUAUCCUCAGCCCCUCAUAUGCGAUGAUAUUCUCAUUUGACUUGCAAGUUCACUUUUAGCAUUUUUUUAAAGGAAAAUCAUCUGCAAUUCCAGCUCAUGCCAGUCAGGAGCCUGUUUAAAAUCAUCUGCCUUUAAUCUGAAGAGUGAAGGAUAAGAUGCAUAUCUGUUGCAAGGACCAUAAAUCUUCAAAGAAACAAAUAGCCACAGAUAAAACUGUAAAAGUUAUUUAGUUCUCUUCCGAAAGAGGUUUAUUAAUCUAAAAUUUCCAGUCCAUUGUGUCAUGAUUUGGUUAUCUCGCUGUAUUUCAUUUCCUGCAAUUGUAUAAGCCUUGUGUAUCAAGCAAACAGAUGAGAGUCUCAGAGCUUAAACUUGAUCACUUGUGUUCAGAUCUAUCACUAGAGCCAGUGAAAAAAAAUGAAAUAUAAAAAAUAGCCACCUGAACAGAGAUUUUGACUGUGAGGAUUUUUAUUCCCAUUUUCUCCUAUUUUACUGAGAUGUGUAUGAAGUGGUUUUAUUAUUAAAUUUAAACUGAAUUUUAA
Empidonax traillii (willow flycatcher) is the source of this 5069-nucleotide messenger RNA. RefSeq names its product autophagy related 4C cysteine peptidase (gene ATG4C). The record is from RefSeq and is a predicted model, not a curated record. NCBI's taxonomy places the organism in Eukaryota, Metazoa, Chordata, Aves, Passeriformes, Tyrannidae. The transcript is spliced from 12 exons. The coding region runs from base 231 to 1550 and encodes 439 amino acids. Gene Ontology annotation, molecular function: protein-phosphatidylethanolamide deconjugating activity.